AGCAGCUCACGUUUUUUACGCUGCUAUCUUCACACUCACACAACAAACUCUCUCUCUCUCUCUCUUAGGGUUUCUUUCUUCUUCUUCUUCUUCAUCCUCAACGUAGCAUUCUUCCACCACAAGAUGUACCGAAAAUCUGAUUUGGAAUACUACCGGCGUAGAUAUUUUCUUGAGUUGAAAGAUGAUUACUACCAUAACCUCCAAAUUACUGACUCUACAUUUCGGUGUCCGUUCUGUUCCAACAAGGAUUAUUACUCUUUGACUGACCUUCUGAGACAUGCUUCAAGGAUUGCCGCUGACUCCCAUCGUGAGACUGUCAGAGAAAUUGCUAAGCACUCUGCCCUUGAAAGGUAUAUUCACUUUCAAAUUUCUCAACAUAAUAUCAAUGUUGAUACCGAUAUGUCACUUACUGUGACUAGUGCUGAGGCUCAGUCGUUCGAUGUGAAUGUUUCUAAACGUAAGUCACCUAGAGUGAAUGUUGCUGAUCAUAACUCAUUUUAUGCGAGUAUUGGUAAGCCUCACUCAGUUGAUUUGAAUGCUGUUAAGGAUCACUCGCUUGAUAUGGUUAUUGCUGAGGAUAGGUCACUUGAUGUGGUUAUUGCUAAGAAUAAAUCGCCCAUUGUGAAUACUGCUGAAGAUGAGUUUGUCUGGCCUUGGAUGGUAGUUCUGGCAAACAAUGUUACAAACUAUGACCCCAACUGUCGUAAGUAUAUAGGAAAGAGUCAUAAGAAAAUUAAGGAGGAGCUCUAUGCUAAAGGGUUUCAGCCGUUGAAAGUUACUGCACUGUGGAAUAUUAGAGGCCAAACACCGUUUGUCAUUGUUGCAUUUGGAAAAGAAUGGGAUGGUUUCAACAAUGCUUUGAAGCUAGAAAGAAGCUUUGAAGCAGAACAGUGUGGUAAAAGAGAUUAUGUGGGUUUAAGGGAGCGAGGAGAUAAACUCUUUGGGUGGAUGGCACGUGCCGAUGACUAUAAUUCUAGGGAUAUUGUGGGCAAACACCUCCGGGAAAAUGGGGAUUUGAAAACUGUUUCUGGAAAAGAAGCUGAGGAUAAUAGGAAAGCCUUGAAGCUUGUAUCUGGUUUGGCUAACACUUUAAAGCAAAAGAACAUGGAAUUGGAACAAACGGCAAGCAAGUAUGCUGAGGCUAAUGUGUUUCUGAACAGAGUGAUGAAUCAAAAAGAGGAGAUGCUUGAACACUUUAACAAAGAAAUAAGCAAGAUGCGGAAUGCCGAACGCAGUUAUCUGGAAAAUAUGUCCAAGGAUCAUGAAAAAGCCAUGCUGGAAUUGGAGGCUCGGAGAAAGGAACUUUCGUCCCUUGAAGAGAAUCUGCAGAAGCGUCAAGCAGAUAAUCAUAAUGAGAGAAAUAAGCUAUAUCUUGAGAAGAAAAAUAAUGAGAUGGCCAUAGAAGAGCAACAAAGGGCUGAUGACAAAAUGAUGCGUUUGGCUGAAGAACAUCAGAAAGAGAAAGACAAACUUCACAAGAAAAUCCAUGACCUAGAGAGAGGACUUGAUGCAAAGCAAGCAUUGGAAUUGGAAAUUGAACGGCUGAGAGGAGCUUUCCAUGUGAUGAAUCACAUUGGAGAGACUGAUCUGGAAGAGAAGAAAAAACUGGAGGCAAUCAAAAUGGAUCUGCGUGAAAAGGAAGAGCAACUGGAAGGGGUGGAAGAUCUUCAACAAACAUUGGUUAUUCAGGAGCGCAAAACUAAUGACGAGUUGCAAGAUGCCCGCAAAAAAUUAAUCACUUGGAUUGGCUGCCCAAAGAACACUUCUCGGGUCACAAUUUCUGUGAAAAGGAUGGGAGAACUUGAUAUUAAGCCGUUUAUGGAUGCAUCCAAGAGAAAGUUUCCGGAUGAAGGGAAUGGGAAAGCAGCUCAUAGGAAACUUGCCGAUGAAAGGAGAGUGAAAGCAAUUCAGUGGUGCUCACAGUGGGAUGGCUAUCUUAGAGAUCCAAGCUGGCAUCCGUUCAAAAUUGUAACUGAUAAAGAAGGGAACUCCAAGGAAAUUAUAGAUGAAACUGAUGAAAAACUGAAUAGUUUGAGGGAUGAACUUGGAGAUGAGGUGCAUGAUGCAGUAGCUACAGCUUUGAAGGAAUUAAAUGAAUACAAUCCUAGUGGGAGAUAUCCAGUACCUGAACUCUGGAAUUUUAAGGAAGGAAGGAAGGCUUCGUUGAAAGAGGGUGUUGAACAUUUAAUGAGGCAAUGGAAGUUGUCAAAACAAAAGAAAGCUUGAGGCUUCAUGUCGGCUGUAAGACUUAAAAUUAGACUUACACGCAGAAAAAAAAUUCUGCGUACUGAAUAGUCAUUUGUCUCCUUAUUUAGUUGGGUUUAAACUCUUAUCUUGAAACAUGCAUUUAAAGUUCACUUGGAAUUGUACCUGCCUUAGAAAUAAAGCAUUAUGCUUUCUAUUUAGCUAUAACCGUGUCUAAACAAUUAGCAGCAAGUGUUACAUAUAUCUUUUUACGGUAAAAUCUUAAACAUAUUUUGCAUGAUUUUAGACAUUGAGUGUCAAAUAUAGCAAAGCUGUAAUUUUUUAC
Molecule: messenger RNA, 2530 nt
Organism: Lathyrus oleraceus (garden pea)
Lineage: Eukaryota; Viridiplantae; Streptophyta; Magnoliopsida; Fabales; Fabaceae
Product: factor of DNA methylation 4
Exons: 7
Coding region: 124-2226 (700 amino acids)
Biological process (GO): gene silencing by siRNA-directed DNA methylation
Source: RefSeq, a predicted model, not a curated record